This is a messenger RNA of Gastrolobium bilobum, 1575 nucleotides long. RefSeq names its product glycine-rich cell wall structural protein-like. The transcript is spliced from 2 exons. The record is from RefSeq and is a predicted model, not a curated record. The coding region runs from base 1 to 1575 and encodes 524 amino acids. NCBI's taxonomy places the organism in Eukaryota, Viridiplantae, Streptophyta, Magnoliopsida, Fabales, Fabaceae.
AUGUUUUCCAAGUUGCUUUUGCUUGCUGCAAUUACCACCUGCAUGACUACUACUGGUGCCAGAAAGCUUCGCGGAUUUGGUGAAGAGAAUACAGUUCUUCACCAUUUACAUGCCUAUCAAGGUGCUGCUGCCGGUGGGUAUGGAAGUGGUGCCGCUGGUGGCAUGGCUGGCGGCGGAGGGUAUGGUGGCGGACCUGCUUUUGGGGGUGGAGUUGGAGGUGGAUAUGGUCCUGGAAAUGGCCAUGGAGGAUUUGGUGGUGGGAUAGGUGGUGGGAUAGGCGGUGGGUAUGGUGGCGGCGUUGGCGGUGGAAGUGGAGGAAUUGGUGGCGGAGGAGGAGGUGGUGGCGUGAUAGGCGGUGGUUAUGGUGGUGGAAAUGGAGGAUUUGGUGGAGGUGGUGGGAUUGGUGAUGGUUAUGGUGGGGGCAUUGGUGGUGAAAUUAUCAAUCAGGAUGACAAUGGGGUUAUUUUAGUGGACGUGACUUACUAUAUAAAGAGAACAUUACAACCAAGAAAUAUAGAAGCGAUGGGUGGUACCAGUGCUAAGUUUAUGUACUUGGCUCUACUUCUGUGGAGCACUAUUUGUGCUUUGAUGAGUGGUAUUGGUCAUGGGAGUUAUGUAGAUGGUAGCAGUUUUGUUGAUCCUAGUCGGUGGAGGUUUGGUGAUGAUAAUAAUGAUGAUGAUUAUUGUUCGUAUACAAGUUGGAGGGGAUGUGGUAGUUACUACGGAAAAGGUGGUAGUGGUUCUAAGAGUGAAGAAGGGAAUGGAGCAGUUAAUCCUAGUCCUAGUAAAACAAUCGGUGCCGCUGGAGGAGAGGGGCCAGGUGGUGUUGGUGGUGGUGGUGGUGGAGGAGGAGGAGGAGGAGGAGAGGGUGGAGGCAUUGAUGAAAGUAGUGCAGGAUCUGGUCAUGGUAGUGGUUUUGGUGCUGGGGUAGGCAUUGGAGGUGGUGGAGGAGGUGGUGGUUCCGGUGGUGGUAUAGGUAAUGGAGGGAUAGGUCAAGGCAGUGGUUUUGGUGCAGGUGGAGGCAGUGGAGGACAUGGUGGCGGGGGGGGAGGAGGAGGAGGAGGGAGUGGAGGUGGUUCCAGAGGAGGGCAAGGUCAUGGUAGCGGUUAUGGUGCAGGUGGAGGAAUCGGUGGCAUGGGGGGAGGUGGUGGUGGAGGAGGAGGCGAGGGUGGAGGAGAUGGCAAUGGAGGGCAAGGUCAUGGCAGUGGUUUUGGUGCAGGAGCAGGUAUAGGUGGCAUGGGAGGAGGAGGUGGUGGUGGUGGUGGAGGAGGAGGAGGAGGUGGUGGCAGUGGAGGGUAUGGUCACGGUAGUGGCUUCGGUGCUGGCAUGGGCAUGGGUGGAAUGGGAGGAGGAGGCGGGGGUGGGGGUGGAGGAGGAGGAGGAGACAAUGGUGAAGGUGGUGGUUUUGGAGUAGGUGGGGGAACAGGUGGUGGUGGUAGAAGCAAAGGUGUGGGAGGUGAUCGUGGUGGGAAUAAUGGCAUCGGAAUUGGAUUCGGCAUGGGCAUUGGUUUUGGUUUUGGUAUAGGAAGCAAUGGAGGAGAUGCCACCAAUCAUGGGGAUGCCAAUGAUCCUUAG